AAAAUAGUUUCAGUGUUAAAAUGUAAGGUUUCCUAAUAGAAAAAUAUCUGAUAGCUUGUUGUAUGCCAGGCACAGUGCUAUGUACUGGGAAUGUCUAAUGAUCUUGACCUUAUAGCAUUUGUAAUUCUAUCAGAGAAUAACAAUAUGUAAUUAUAAACUUUAAAAGAUUUUCAAAAAUAUUUUUAUUCUAUGUCCAGGCGUAUGUAUAUGUGUAUGUGCACCUGUGCAGUGCCCUCAGAGGCCAAAAGAGGGCAUUAGAUCCCUUGGAGCUGGAGUUACAGGCAGUCUGAGCCAGCUGACCCAAGUGCUGGCAUUCUAAUUCUGGUCUUCACGAUUGAGCAGUACUUGCUCUUAACCACCAAACCAUAUUGAUUUUUUUAGGUGUUAUGUACGAAAUAUUAGGAUAGUUAGGGUGGGAGCAGUCCCUAGGGACUGAGCCCGGGACCAUGCUAAGCAAGUGUCCUACCACUGCACUAACUGGGCAGGCAUCCACAGGGUAGGUAUCCAAAGAUGUAGCUAAAUGUUUGCAUGUCCAAAUCUUUUAUUUGCUGGGAAGAUUCUGUAAAAUACAAGUACUAAACCUAAAACUGCUUAUUUGGAAUUUAAAAAUAUUUUCAGAUACAUUUUAAAUUCACGGCAAAUUUCAGCUUAAAGUACAGAGUUCUCAUCUGCGUCCUGGGGCCCUCCCUCCUCAUCCCCAACAAUCUGAUGUGGUUUUGUUGUUGUUUUCUUCUGGUGCAGAGGAUCCGCUCCCAUCACCUUUCACAUGCGAAGCGAGGCUUCACGCAUGCUUUUCUGUUCCUUUGACUCUGAUCUAUUAAAUCAUGAUUAAGUACAUCAAAGCACAGGUGUCGAAGUAAGAACUACGUUUCCCAGAGUGCAAUGCAGCACGUCACAGAGAAGUACCCGGCAUGCGCAGAGGAGUCCUCCGCGCUCGACCGCGCUCAUAAGAGAAACAGCGUGUGUGGUUCUUGACGCGCCGCGAACCUUCGAACGCAAGUGCGAGACUACCCUGUGAGGAAACGUUCCAGGGAUUCGCCUGUUCCCGCCAUCGCAGUUACCAGCGCGACGUGCUGUUUCUUCCUGUGCUCGAUCAAGAUGUAGAACUCUCAGCUCCUCUAUCACCAUGUCUACCUACACGCUGCCAUGCUUCUCACCAUGAUGAUAAUGAACUGAACCUCUGAAACUAUGCCCUUCCCAGGCCCGUCCCAUGGCCCUUGUGUCUGCUGAUUCUCGAAUUGCAGAGCUUCUCACAGAGCUCCAUCAGCUGAUCAAGCAAACCCAGGAAGAGCGGUCGAGAAGUGAGCACAACUUGGUGAACAUCCAGAAAACCCACGAGCGGAUGCAGACAGAGAACAAGAUUUCUCCUUAUUACCGGACAAAGCUUCGAGGCCUCUACACAACCGCCAAGACUGAUGCGGAGGCCGAGUGCAACAUCCUCCGCAAAGCGCUGGAUAAGAUAGCUGAGAUCAAGUCUCUGUUGGAAGAGAGGCGGAUUGCGGCCAAGAUCGCAGGUCUCUACAAUGACUCAGAGCCCCCACGGAAGACCAUGCGCAGAGGGGUGCUGAUGACACUGCUGCAGCAGUCCGCCAUGACCCUGCCCCUCUGGAUCGGGAAACCUGGUGACAAGCCCCCACCCCUCUGUGGAGCCAUUCCAGCCUCAGGGGACUAUGUGGCCAAACCUGGAGACAAGGUGGCUGCUAGGGUGAAGGCUGUGGAAGGGGAUGAACAGUGGAUCCUAGCUGAAGUAGUCAGUUACAGCCAUGCUACCAACAAGUAUGAGGUAGACGACAUUGAUGAAGAAGGCAAAGAGAGACACACCCUGAGCCGUCGGCGCAUCAUCCCACUGCCCCAGUGGAAAGCUAACCCUGAGACAGACCCUGAGGCCUUGUUCCAGAAGGAGCAGCUGGUGCUGGCCCUAUAUCCCCAGACCACCUGCUUCUACCGUGCCCUGAUCCACACCCCACCACAGAGGCCUCAGGAUGACUACUCAGUCCUGUUUGAAGACACCUCUUAUGCAGAUGGCUACUCCCCUCCCCUCAAUGUGGCCCAGAGGUACGUGGUGGCUUGUAAGGAGCCCAAGAAAAAGUGAAUCGGGCUGGUAGGCUUGAAUCUGCCACUGCCAACCUCAUGGGAGAAGGCUACAAAGGAGUUCCUAUGAUCAAAUAAAUACUCUUCCCUCUCA
This is a messenger RNA of Mus musculus (house mouse), 2185 nucleotides long. It is a transcript of the gene Sgf29, whose product is annotated as SAGA complex associated factor 29. NCBI's taxonomy places the organism in Eukaryota, Metazoa, Chordata, Mammalia, Rodentia, Muridae. Gene Ontology annotation, molecular function: histone H3K4me3 reader activity; histone H3K36me3 reader activity. The record is from RefSeq and is a predicted model, not a curated record. The transcript has 11 exons. Gene Ontology annotation, cellular component: nucleolus; SAGA-type complex; SAGA complex. Gene Ontology annotation, biological process: regulation of DNA-templated transcription; negative regulation of transcription by RNA polymerase II; response to endoplasmic reticulum stress. The coding region runs from base 1211 to 2092 and encodes 293 amino acids.